AUGGACCUCAUGGGCGCCAGCCUGGCGCGCGGGCGGCAGCUCUGCGCCAGGGCCAGCCCCGAGCCAUGGAAGCACAACGAGACGAGGAACGAGGGGGGCUGCCCGAACGAGUGGCGGCCUUCGAACCAGCGCCAGAGAGAAAUCGACCGCUUCGGCGCCUGCAAGGCGCGCCGACUCGCCCGCAGGCGGCACCGCGACGCCUGCGAGGCGGGGCUUCGCGCAGCUGGCAUCAACACACAGGCGAGGUACAUCGUGAUCCAGGUCCCCAACCAGAGUAAGCCCCAUGAUGGGCACCAGAGCGACUGGAAGGGCGACGUGCAGCCCGAGGAGCAGAACGCGCCGCCCGACACGGACCUCGAAGCGGAGCGGCUCCUGGGCGAACCAGACCUCGCGCGCCCUGCGCCGCCAGCGGUCGCCUACCCCACGGAGGUCUACCUGCAGGCGCGUGCAGAGGUGGCUACGGGGGGCGCAAAUGAGCACGAGCAGGAGGACGCGGAGGACGGCGACGCGGACUGCGAGGAACAGCUCGAGGAGGACCAGCCUAAGCCCGAGAACGACAGCAACAGCGCUGGGAGCAGCGCGAUCGAGAAGAGCGUGCAAGGCCAGGACGACAAGGAGUGCGACACCUUCCAGAAGAACAAAGCGGCAGUCUGCGCCGCGCUCCUCGACGCAGGCAUCGACGGGCCCAACGCCUACACCCUCGCCCACAUGGCCGCCCUGAACAUGCCCCUCCCAGCCAGGAUCGCCGAGAUCAUCGUAGCCUCCGCCCUCCGGAACACCGGCCACGUCGACACGUACGAGGCCCAGCGGAUCGGCGGCCACAUCGACACCUACGAGGCCCAGAAGACCGACGGCCACGUGAAGCAGAACGAGGCCCAGCGGAUCGGCGACCACGUCGACACGCACGAAGCCCAGUGGACCAACCGCCACGAGAAACAGGACACGAACGAGGCCCAGCGGAUCGGCGACCACGUCGACACGUACGAAGCCCAGUGGACCAACUGCCACGAGAAACAGGCCCAGUGGGUCAGCGACCACGUCGACACGUACGAGGCCCAGCGGAUCGGCGGCCACGAGAUGAGCUAUGGGAGCGACCCCAAGGACGAGAAGGCAACGGGAGUGACCCCAAGAACGAGAAGGUACGACAAGGUGCGCUUCAACGAGGACUCAGAGAUCUACACCUUCCAGGCGGUGCCCGAAUCCCCAGAGACGGCCUCGGAGGACCAGUACGACACCGAGGACGAGGAGGAAGACCCAAAGAACGACACCGAGAACCUGCCCUACGACCCAGCCGGCCCAGCCGACGACGGCGACGCCCGCUACAACGACGCAGAACGCCUCCGACGGCGCGCGCCCGCCACCAACCUGGAGACCCAGCCUCCGCCCCGCAACACGGUCCUCGGCCACGGCUCCGACCUCAACGACGGCCUCGAGGGCGCCGACUGCGUCAACGCCCUACGGG
This is a messenger RNA of Prorocentrum cordatum, 1462 nucleotides long. NCBI's taxonomy places the organism in Eukaryota, Dinophyceae, Prorocentrales, Prorocentraceae. The record is from the annotation of a GenBank genome assembly.